Molecule: messenger RNA, 1338 nt
Organism: Symbiodinium sp. CCMP2456
Lineage: Eukaryota; Dinophyceae; Suessiales; Symbiodiniaceae
Source: the annotation of a GenBank genome assembly
AUGGCUGGAAAAGUCGAAGGCACACGGCAGUUGCAACUGUCUUUCAGCUUGCAAACUGUCAACGACGAGCAGCAGAUAGACCCUCUCGAGGUUGCCAAGACGUUAAUGGAGGAUUCCCAGAAGUCACAAGGGGAAGCCCCAGACGGCAGCACAACCGCCAAAGACAAGGUCGACGUCACAGCCGCCGAAGACGAAGCAAAGACGACAGGGAAAGCGAAAGCCAAAGCCAAGGCCAAAGCGAAGGCCAAAGGGAAGGCCGAGCCCAAGGCCAAAGCGAAGGCCAAAGCGAAGGCCGAACCCAAGGCCAAGGCGAAGGCCAAGGCUGCAGCAAAGGCAGACGAGUCAACGGCCGAGGUUCCAAAGCCUGAGGGCACGACAGAGAAGAAACGGAAGGCCCCGGAAAAGCCGGCUGAGGAGCCCGAGAACAAGAAGCCAGAAAAGAAGAAGGCUAGCGAAGUGCUGCGGGAGCGAGCCACGGCCCUCGUUGCGGAGCUUCCAGAGGAGCAGCCGCAGGAGGCUGAAGUUGGCGACUCGAAGAUCCGUGACAGGCGAAAGGCCUGGUUCUUUGAGAAGAGUCUGCCAACUCUUUCGACGGACCUGCAGAAGUUCUUCAAGAGCAAGGCUGACAAGACUCGCUUGGUCAACGAGGUCGUGAAGCCCGGCGAGAACACUAAAUGGGAGAUCGACCAGGAGCAUCCCAUUGUCGAGACCCUGACUUCUCACUACCGUUCCGUGAUCGGGAAGACGAAGCAGAAGUCUUACCCGAGAGCGAUUAUGGUCGCUAAGUGCGGCGGGGAGUCAGCCUUUCUGCAGUCGGUGCGGGAUGGCGACAUAGUGGAGAUCAAGGAUCAUGGCCAGACCCAGUACAUGUACAGGCAGUUGGAGGUUCAGCACCGGACGGCUGUGAAGCAGCAGACCCAGCUGCGGCAAGGCACCCGCUGUGACCAGGAAAGCAAGGAGAAGUUUGAAGCCUUCUGCGACAACUUCGACCCAGAGUUUGAAGCGUUGGUGCCAGCGAGCAGCUCCGGUAGUGUCGCCUCGGCUUUCGCAGUGCCAACACCGUCCCCGGCCCCGGCCCCUCUGGCCAUCCUUGACAAGCAGCCAGAUCCCCAAGUGCUACCUCUGCUGGACCCUAAGCUGCUCGAGAGGAUCGAUCAGGCCCUGAGCUGGCUGGUGCAGGCCAAGCAGGCCACUUAUCGGCUCCAGAGCAGCACGUCGGGCACCUGGCUCAGCCUCAAGCGUCAGUUGGACGACAAGUGGGCUCAGCUGCUUCCGUUGCAGUCACAGCUUGAAACCUUCAAGCUCUCCAACAAAGGGAGCGUGGCUCAGGUGAAAGCC